AUGCUCAUCAAAGUAAAGACUCUUACCGGCAAAGAAAUUGAAAUUGAUAUUGAACAUGACGAUACGGUAGCAAGAGUAAAGGAACGUGUAGAAGAAAAAGAAGGUAUUCCGCCUGCUCAACAACGUCUAAUUCACGGCGGGAAGCAACUAACUGAUGAAAAGACUGUCAGAGAAGCUGGCAUAAAACCUGGUGAAGUUCUCCAUCUUGUGCUGGCUCUUCGUGGAUGA
Molecule: messenger RNA, 228 nt
Organism: Cetraspora pellucida
Lineage: Eukaryota; Fungi; Glomeromycota; Glomeromycetes; Diversisporales; Gigasporaceae
Source: the annotation of a GenBank genome assembly